Messenger RNA from Uranotaenia lowii, 2667 nucleotides. Its product is annotated as neurotrimin-like. Gene Ontology annotation, cellular component: neuron projection. Bases 540 to 1835 code for a protein of 431 amino acids. The transcript is spliced from 11 exons. NCBI's taxonomy places the organism in Eukaryota, Metazoa, Arthropoda, Insecta, Diptera, Culicidae. The record is from RefSeq and is a predicted model, not a curated record.
UGAUCGGUGCAGGUGGUCGCGUUUGGUUGGCAAAAUUCGAACCAUGGGAACAAACUAGCCGAAAUUGUGAAGACACUUCUAAGUGCUUUCCCAGUGCUAUAUCAACAUCAAAACACAACACAAUUGGCCCUUUUCGAGUGGGUAUUUAUGCGCUGCUGAAGUGAUUGGCGUGCUUAAAUAGUGUGGAAAACUGCAUUGGACGGCGGUCAGUUUUUAGCUUUUCGUCGAUAAAAUGUAAAACAGCUGUGAUUGUGCAUUAUAGCAAAGUAUACACAACCAACGUGUUAAAGCAACCGAGUUGAGAGGUGUCUAAGGUGUGUUUUUACAAAACGGUGCGCCGGAGCUGGUGGAGUGGGGCAGAUGUGAACCCAAACAUGCAGUCAGCAGCCUUCCCCGGGGAGAAAAGGCGGAACUAGCUAGUGCGAUUGUAUCCACGAGACGACUUUCUGGAUCCCGUGUGUAGAUAUGGCUUUAGCAGUGCAGCAGUGAAUGGUUGAAUAGGAAAUGUGAAAACGAAAGCCGAAGCACUUGAAGAAGAUAUGCCAGAAAGCCGGGCCAGGAGCAAAAAAGGCGUGAAAAUAAUGAACAGCAACACAUUAAAAUCAGUGCUAUUAGCACUAUUAUUUUGUCUUUACGCGGCACCACCGGCGGUUUCCUCAGAAGUUACAGUUAUUACAGACCCGAAGUUCAGUGCACCCAUCGCGAAUGUGACGGCGGCCGUCGGAAGAGAAGCGACGCUGACGUGCGUAGUUCAUGACCUAGGUGCAUAUAAGGUUGCGUGGCUCAGAGUAGACACUCAAACGAUUUUGACGAUCCAGAACCACGUCAUCACCAAAAACAAACGGAUAGGUAUCAUUUACACCGAAAAAAAGACGUGGCAGCUCCGGAUACGAGACAUCCGGGAGAGUGAUAAAGGCUGGUACAUGUGUCAAAUCAAUACCGACCCAAUGAAGAGCCAGAUGGGGUAUUUGGAUGUUGUAGUUCCUCCUGAUAUUUUGGAUUACCCCACAAGCACCGAUAUGGUCGUCAGGGAAGGAAGUAACGUAACGUUACGGUGUGCAGCCACGGGUUCACCUUCUCCUACAAUCGUGUGGCGAAGAGAGGGUGGGGAAAACAUAUCACUCCAGGAUGGUGAAAUGGUACCAUCAGUCGAAGGACCAACGUUCAGCAUUCCGAAAGUGAAUCGACUGCACAUGGGAGCGUACUUGUGUAUCGCUUCCAAUGGCGUUCCUCCCUCGGUUAGCAAGCGUGUGAUGCUUAUUGUGCACUUCCCACCGAUGAUUUGGGUGCCGAAUCAACUCGUCGGAGCUGUUGAGGGCCAAAGGAUGACACUAGAGUGCCACUCAGAAGCGUAUCCCAAAUCAAUCAAUUACUGGACCCGGGAGAAAGGCGAUAUCGUGCCUCAGGGUGGCAAAUAUGAACCGGUGCUGAUAGACAACGCAUACAAAGUGGUGAUGAAGCUAAGCAUCAAAGUUGUCAGCCAUGCCGAUUUUGGAGCGUACAAGUGUAUUGCGAAAAAUUCCCUCGGGGAAACCGACGGAACCAUCAAGCUCUACAAACUUCCAAAAAGUGCAAUCAAUUCAGUGGAAUCGUACGAAGGGCAGCGAAGGAAAAAUAAAACUCGGAAAAUGCAUACAUUCUACGAAACAAAUGAUGUUAUCGAGGAUGAUCCGGAAAGCACCAGCAAAAGAAAAGAUUUGAUUCUCAAUGGCCGGAAUGACGAAAGCUACGAAAUAGCAAAUUCCAACUCCAAUCGACUGGUCCCAGCAUUUUCCGGCCGAUGGUUUCUGGUGCCGUUGACUCUGCUUUGCCUCGCUUUGCUACCGACAGUAUGACGCUUGUAAUGAAUAGGUUUGCGCGAAGUGAACGAAAGAAUAAGGUUACUUACUGAUAAGUAGUUGUUUCUAGUAAUUGAGAAAGUUGAGAAUGGGAACGAGAGUGCUUGUACGACUUAGCUAAAUUAUACAUAUACCUACGUUAGGACAGAUAAGAAAUUAUUUAAUGUGUAUAUAGCAAAUAAAGCGAAACAGAAAGCAAAACAAUGAAACAUAUCGUUAGGUUAUUGGAAUGUUAUAAGUAAAAUAUUCAAAAAUAAGAUAUAUAUGCUGAUAUUUACUAUAGCAGGGAAUUGAUCAUAAUAUUGCAAAGCUAAAAUGAAAGAAGCUGUAACCAAUACCGAAGACUUGAGACAUCAUGUGAAAAUGUAUAAUCAGAAUAUUGGUAAACGAGAGCAUAGAUAUGUAUACUGAGUAAGAUUGAGAUUUGUUUGAUUCCUAUUUUUCUGUUUUUCAAUUAUAUUAGUGAGUUCAAAAUCACCAUAUUUAUUAACAGGUUCGUUCUAUUCAAAGCAAUAAACGAGAAUUAAGAUUCUGUAAACAUGAAAAUCAACUUUUAUCCAUAAAAUUAGUUUUUCGUACAAAUAGAGCAAGCGAAGUGUACUGAAAUAUUUUCCAAGAUGUUGAAACUAUGCUCUAUGAUUACUGAACCAAUGCAAUUGUACAGGAUGUGUGUUCCGAGCUGGAAUAUAUUCCUAAACAGUUUAAUCCAAUGAAAGCUUCCCGAAAAAAUGCUACAGAAUUGAAAAGCUUGUGAAUGUACAUUAGAAAGAUUAAAAUAUUAGGAAGAUCCUGGAUGAGCACAAAAAGAAUCAAGUUUUAAUGUAAAACA